CGGGCGGAGACGCCGCUUCCAGGCACUGGAUUCACGUGGGAGCUCCGGCUUCCCAGGACUGUGCUGCGCGAGGGCAUGACCAAGUUCCAGAAGACUUGAAUGAAAAUUCUGUGGAUAAUCUUCAAGAGAAAGGACUUGGGGAUCUUUUACAUGAAGAGCUUUUCUGCUGGCUAAUUUUGGAAGAGAUGGCCAGUACCAUAACUGGGAGUAAGGAUUACAUUGUGAAUCUUCACGGAGAAAUGUACAGGAGGCCUGAGCUAGAUCUUUCCCUUUGUCAAAAGUGGGGAGAAGCAUCUUCUCAUGUUUCCAGCAACAAGAGCAGGGUGACCCUUCAAGGUGGUGAUGUCAACAAGUAUUUAAGUGCCAUGGAAAGUGAAGAGUAUUUGUCUUUGAAAGUUCCGAGCCAAGUGGCCACACAGGACUCCUCAGUGACAUUUUGUAAGAAUGAGCCCCAGGAUCCUCAGGAGAGAAAAAGUCUGUUUGUAACAGAAGAAAGUACUGAGAGAAAAGUAUUAGGAGGGAAAAGUCCGCCCAUAGGCCACUGUUCAGAGACCCUUCAUAUUAAACUUGUGUCUGAUGUAAUAGAACUGGUCUCACCAUUGUUCAGUGGUGAAGCUAUUUGCCAGAAGAGCCAAUUGAAAGAAUCCUUGGAUCCCUUUGACUGUAACUGUAAUAACAUUUAUGGUGGGAAAUCACGGGUGGUCAGUCAUCAGAGAGCUCCUACAGAGAAGCAUCCCUGUAACCAUUAUGACUCUGGAAAAAUACCUAAUACCAGCUCAGAUAGUCAUCCAUGUGAGAAAAUGCACAAUGCAGAGAAACAAUACCAAUGCAGUUGGUGUGGUAAGGACUUCAGGGAGAGCUCAGAACUACUACUUCAUCAGAGAGACCACACAAAAGAAAAGCCCUACAAAUGUGAGCAUUGUGGGAAGGGUUUCGUGAGGAGCUCAAGUCUCCUCAUCCAUCAAGCCAUCCACACUGAUGAGAAACCUUAUAAGUGUGACAAGUGUGGGAAGGGCUUCACAAGGAGUUCAAGUCUGCUUAUUCAUCAUGCAGUCCAUACAGGCGAGAAACCUUAUAAAUGUGACAAGUGUGGGAAGGGCUUUAGUCAGAGCUCCAAAUUGCAUAUCCAUCAGCGAGUGCACACUGGUGAGAAGCCCUAUGAGUGUGGGGAGUGUGGAAUGAGCUUCAGUCAGCGCUCUAACCUGCACAUCCACCAGCGAGUCCACACAGGAGAGAGGCCCUACAAAUGUGGAGAGUGUGGCAAGGGCUUCAGUCAAAGUUCGAACCUUCACAUUCACCGGUGCAUACACACAGGGGAGAAGCCUUACCAGUGCUAUGAGUGUGGGAAGGGCUUCAGCCAGAGCUCAGAUCUCCGCAUCCAUCUCAGAGUUCACACUGGGGAAAAGCCUUAUCACUGCGGCAAGUGUGGGAAGGGGUUUAGCCAGAGCUCCAAACUCCUCAUCCACCAGAGAGUACAUACUGGAGAAAAGCCCUAUGAGUGCAGCAAGUGUGGGAAGGGCUUCAGCCAGAGCUCCAACCUCCACAUCCACCAGCGAGUUCACAGGAAAGAUCCCUGUUAACAAGCUCUUCAAUUAUAUGCUUGUACUCUAAAGACUUAAAUAUUUUUAACAUCACUCUGACCUCUAUAUUCUAUGAAGAAAGAUGAGUUAUUAAGAUUUCCCUCACUGAAAAUAAUUCAUUCAUUUGAAGUAUUUAAGUGCCAAGAACUUUGUUAUAUUAUACAAUGAAUUCCUUAUCCUAGUUCCUUAGAUAGGUGGAGUGAAAACAGCUGUACACUAGCUCAGCCAGUAUUGUUAGAACUAUACUAGAGGCCCAGUGCAUGAAAUUUGUGCACAUAUAGGGUCCCUAGACCUGGCCAGCAAUCAGGGCCGAUCAGGACUUUCAUUCCCUGGCUGACAGCUGCUAGCCAGGGCCUUCCUUCAUUCUGCGCUGCCCCCUGGUGGUCAGCACACAUCAUAGCGAGUGAUUGAACUCCUGGGGGGACACUUUGCAUAUUAGCCUUUUAUAUAUAUAGAUACCCGCAUUUAUAACUGCAAGGACAUUACAUUUAUCCAAGUUCAACAUGUUUCCCUUUGUUCACAAUCUCUGAGAAAACAUAACACUGAUUUCUCUUCAAA
Myotis brandtii (Brandt's bat) is the source of this 2138-nucleotide messenger RNA. It is a transcript of the gene ZNF239, whose product is annotated as zinc finger protein 239. NCBI's taxonomy places the organism in Eukaryota, Metazoa, Chordata, Mammalia, Chiroptera, Vespertilionidae. The record is from RefSeq and is a predicted model, not a curated record. Gene Ontology annotation, molecular function: DNA-binding transcription factor activity; RNA polymerase II cis-regulatory region sequence-specific DNA binding. Gene Ontology annotation, biological process: regulation of transcription by RNA polymerase II.